Vicia villosa (hairy vetch) is the source of this 2205-nucleotide messenger RNA. RefSeq names its product protein XRI1-like. Gene Ontology annotation, biological process: male meiotic nuclear division; female meiotic nuclear division. The coding region runs from base 1052 to 1966 and encodes 304 amino acids. Lineage: Eukaryota; Viridiplantae; Streptophyta; Magnoliopsida; Fabales; Fabaceae. The record is from RefSeq and is a predicted model, not a curated record. The transcript is spliced from 9 exons.
UGUGUUGGUGUUUUGUUUGAUCCUUUUUUAUUUUGUUGUUGAUUUUGAGAAAUUUGUUUUAUUUGUUUUAUUAAUUGCAGUAGUAACGUCCCUAAAAAUAUACAAGAAUCUGAUGGUUUUGUUCUUUUUCUAUUUUAUGGCUGUUAGUUUGGUAAUUUGUGUUAUGGUUAAGCAUGUGGUUUAGCCUCUGUAGUACUGCACCGACACCUCUGAAAAAAUGUGUGUAAUGUUGAACCCCGACACUGGCGUGAUAUUGACACUUGCGAUUACGUUCAAUUUAUUAUAUUUUUUCAAAUUAUUACUGGUGUUGACGUGUCAGUGUUGGUGUCCUUGUGCUUCGAAGGGUUUAGCUUAUGGUUAUUUUUUGAUUAUGGUGUGUUCUACAAUUUUUGAUUUGGAAGAAAGUUCAUGUUACCUGUUUUGAUUCAUUCACAUUGGUUAUAGCUUCGGCUUUUAUGCGAUUUUCUUUGUUGCAUUGCAUGACAUGAAUUUCCUUUUCGAUCCAUUUUAAAUGUAUUAGGGAUUAGGGGCGGAUCCUCGACUAUUGUGAGAAAUGAGAACACGUAGUUAGAAUCGUCGGAUUAAAAUUAACGGCUAUGAUUGUUAUAUUUUUAUUUAAAAGAGGCACGUGACCGAACUCAAUUUGUUCCUCUCAUAUGAACUGUCUGCGUGCUGCUCUCCCUCGCACUCGUUGCGACAGGGAGCAGCAUUUGAAGGCUAUGUGGAAGAACUUCAAUCGAAAGGUAGGUUUCAAGAUCGGGUAAUCGACAAUAAAGAUGUUUAUGUGAAUCUGCCACAUAAUCCGCCACUUUUGACUUCCUGUGUAUACGGAUAAGAUAUAGCAAAGAUACAGACAAGAUUCUGACGGAAACAUUUGAAAUUAGAGAGCUAUUUCCCCAAAAAAAAUGGACUGUUGUUACUUAAUGCAUUGGGUUUGGUUCCUGCCUUGAAAAAAGACACAUUUAGGAGGGUAUUUAGGAAUAGCCUAUUUGAUGAUAGUUACUGCGACGGUGGAGAGGAAGAAAAAUACGAUUCAUAGGGGAGGAAGAAGAUGAAUUCACAUGCCUUUUUUUAUUUAAAAAUGGCUCCUUGGAAUUGGCAAAGGCAGGACGAUUACAGUCUCCAAAGGUCGUCAAAUUUUGACAUUUCGCAAGAGCUGUGGAAUCAAGUUCCUAGAAAUGAAGAUCUUCCUAUCGUGCUCGAUGAUGAAACAACCCCUGUGAAGGCUUGUGGGGAUUUUGCAUAUAAUGUCAAUAAUGGUGAAUCAAAUGAUAUUCAAAAGGAAGAGGUGGAAUGUUCGGAGACUUGUUCACAAGCCAAGAGACGGAGGAUGCUGCAGUUCAACAAUCAGAACGGGAAUCAUUCCCUUACUGAUGAACAAAUGUCUUCAGCAUAUUUGGAAUUAAAUGGAACGGGCGACUCCAAUAUGGAUAUUUUUCCGGAAGUGUCACAAUGGCUAUCUGACGUUUCAGACACUGCUUGUGCUCCCAAUUACGAGGAUUUACAGUCAGCUGAAAGGUGGCUUGCAGAUUGCUUCAAAGAUACGGAUAUGCAAAUAUGUCCUGUGAAUCCGAAUUUUUCUGCAGCAAAUAAUGUUCAAGCUGAUGUUACUGGGCUCUCCAACUUAACACCACCACCAGUUGAGCAGAAUGUGGUUCAGCAUCAAACACCAAGAAAAAUUGUCUUCAAAGGUCGAAAAUCUAUUAUGCAAACACCGACAAAGUUAGCUUCUACUGUGGCCUAUCCAUUUGCCUUCAUCAAACCCUGCAGUGUCCAUGGAGAUGUCACUCUGAAUGAAAUAAAUAAGCGCAUACAAUCUCCACCUCCUUCAAAAUCAAAGCAUAUCAAGGAAGAUCCUAUAGUUUACCCGAAAUCGGCUUUUUCCGGUAAGCCUGUAGUUGGAAAGACAAAGAUUCGCACUGAAGGGGGAAAAGGUAGCAUCACAAUUAUGAGAACUAGAGGCUAGGUAAAUGGCUUAGUACUAGCUUCUGUCUUUCCCCAUUUCCUUAUGGGGUUGACUUUAUUUCAUGUAAACUACCAGAUUUCAGAUCCUUCAUACCCUGUUUAAGGCUGUUUUCACUACUAUCGAAACUGUGUAGUGUUCCGAGGCCAUUUUUGUUGAAGCUACUUUACUGCUCCUAUUACUCGACGCAGUUUAAUUGCUCCGUUUUUUCACAUAAAUUGAAAGUCAAACGACACUUUAAA